AUGUCGAAGUAUAACAAGAAGAUAGCCUUCAUCCACCCCGAUUUGGGGAUCGGUGGAGCGGAGAGAUUAGUAGUUGAUGCUGCAAUGGGGCUCCAAGAACUAGGAAACGAUAUUACAAUCUACACUUCUCACUGUGACAAAUCACAUUGCUUUGAAGAAGUCAGUAAUGGUGAUUUAGAUACUGUUGUUUAUGGUGAUUUCUUGCCUACAAAGUUAGCUGGAAAAUUCCAUAUUUUAUUUGCUAUUUUAAGACAAUUUUACUUGACGUUUAAGCUUAUCGUUACUGGUGAAAUCUUACAGUACGAUUACUUUAUCGUGGACCAGCUUUCUGUGUGUGUUCCUUUGCUAGAAUUGUUUGCCCGUAAAGACCUGUUUGUAUUGUUCUACUGCCACUUCCCGGAUCAAUUGCUUUCCCAAAAGGGUAGUAUAUUGAAAACUAUAUAUAGAUAUCCAUUCAAUGCCAUCGAGGAAUGGACCACCGGCUUGAGCGACAGAAUCGUAGUGAAUUCCAAUUUUACCAAGUCUAUUUUCCAUAAGACUUUCAAAAACUUGGCUAAAGUAGACCCUGGUGUCAUAUAUCCAUGCGUAGAUGUACAGAGCGCUCAAUCAGACGUUGAAGCCGAUGUCGAAGUUAGACAAUUCAUGAAGGGAGGAAGAUACUUCCUUUCUGUUAAUAGAUUUGAAAGGAAGAAGGAUAUCGCUAUUGCUAUACGAGCUUUUGCCAAAUUUAAGGAUGUUUACAAUGAACGUGAAACUGAUACUACCAAUGCUAAUAAGCCCAGGUUGAUUGUCGCCGGAGGGUUUGAUCCGAGAGUUUCAGAAAAUGUUGAAUACUUAAGAGAAUUGACUACAUUAUCUGAGCUGUUAAACCUCAAGCCCAUUACUAUGAGAGGAAAGCUCUUAGUUUUGCCUCCCUCUACAGAUGUUCUCUUCUUGCCCUCCAUAAAAUCGUCAAUAAAGACGUCCCUUAUCAAAAAGUGUGAACUUUUACUAUAUACCCCAUCUUUUGAACAUUUUGGUAUAGUUCCCGUGGAGAGUAUGUUGUGCCAAGUACCAGUUGUUGGAACCAACACUGGUGGGCCCUUGGAAUCGAUUGUAAACUAUGACUUUACUAAAGAAAGCUUAAAUGCUGGAGCCACUGGAUAUAUCAGCCAGCCAGAUGCAGACUUGUGGGGUGGAAUCUUGGUCAAGCAUUACUUUGAAGUUGCUGACGAUGUUAGAGAAAUCUUAGGUUCAAACGGAUUAACAAGGGUCAAUAAGUUGUUCCUGAGAGUUGAAAUGAGCAAGGCAUUUUGGGAUAAUUUAAUCAAAUCCCAAAAGGGUGAUAAAGGUUUCGUUUUUAAUAUAUUGAAGUUAUGGAAGGUGAACGUUUUAAUAUUAUUAUUGGCUACUUCACUAGGAGCUUACAAGUUGACCAAUUGA
Dujonia railenensis is the source of this 1422-nucleotide messenger RNA. The record is from the annotation of a GenBank genome assembly. NCBI's taxonomy places the organism in Eukaryota, Fungi, Ascomycota, Pichiomycetes, Serinales, Debaryomycetaceae.